GAGCCGUGCAGGAAAUCAGCGCUCCCGGUCACAUGCAGCGCAGUGAAACCGGAGGGGGAGGAUGGCGGAGCGGGAUGCGACGGGGGAUCGACCCCUGCAGCCCUCUUUGGAGCCUUCAGAGCGUGCACGUGGACGGGGUUCCUCGGAUGAGAACGGGCACGCGGACAGCCCGGAUGACACUCUCUCCCCGACGUCCGUCAUUUACUUCCAGGAGGCUUUAAACUCCUCAAACUUGACAUUUGGGAAGCCUGGCUCCCUGUCGCCCGCUCCCCUCCGACAGUAUGACUUCAGGAUCGAACGCAUCGAGUCCAAGCGCAAAAAUCCUAAGGAUCCCAUUGCAAUCGAGAGGCUUAACUUGAUGAACAUGGCCAAACUGAGCAUCAAGGGCCUCAUUGAGUCGGCCCUCAACCUCGGACGCACACUCGACUCUGACUAUGCACCGCUCCAGCAGUUCUUUGUUGUGAUGGAGCACUGUCUGAAACAUGGGCUGAAAACCAAGAAGACCUUCCUGGGGCAGAACAAGUCGUUCUGGGGGGCGCUGGAGCUGGUGGAGAAGUUGACGCCUGAAGCUGGAGAGAUCACAGCCAGUGUAAAAGACCUUCCUGGCCUCAAAACUCCUCUAGGACGAGGUCGUGCCUGGUUGAGACUGGCUUUGAUGCAGAAGAAACUCUCUGACUACAUGAAGACCAUCAUCAACAGAAAGGACCUGCUCAGUGAAUUCUAUGAGGCGAACGCGUUGAUGAUGGAGGAGGAGGGAGCCGUCAUCGCCGGGCUGCUCGUCGGACUGAAUGUCAUCGACGCCAACCUGUGUAUGAAGGGAGAGGACUUGGACUCUCAGGUCGGCGUGAUUGAUUUUUCAAUGUACCUGAAAGAUGGUGGACACAGUAGUAAGAGUGCAGAGGGUGACGGUCAGAUCACAGCGAUUCUCGAUCAGAAGAAUUACGUGGAGGAGCUGAACAGACAUCUGAGUGCGUCAGUAAAUAACCUCCAGGCCAAAGUGGACGCUCUGGAGAAGUCCAACACAAAGCUCACAGAAGAGCUCGCUGUGGCAAAUAACAGGAUCCUCACUUUACAAGACGACGUGGAGCGAGUGAAGGAGGAGAGCUCGUAUCAGCUGGAGUCCAGGAAGGCAUCAAGAAGCGACUCGGCACCAGACGGACAAGUGCUGGGCGAAACACGCAAGCAGCUCAAAGAGGAAACUUUGCUUCGAUUGGAUGUGGAGAAGGAGCUGGAGGUGCAGAUCGGGAUGAAGCAGGAGAUGGAGCUGUCCAUGAAGAUGCUGGAGAAAGACGUCUGUGAGAAGCAGGACGCUCUGGUGGAGCUCCGACAGCAGCUGGACGACCUUCGCGUCAUCAACCAACAGCUCAGCCACAAGUCACAGAAUGCCGACGCCGGCUCCAAACAGAAGAGUGAAGCCAUCUCUCGCCUGGAGGAGAAAAUAAACCAGAUGAGCGGGACCGUAAAACAGAUGGAGACCAGAUGCAAACAGGCUGAGAAAGAGAGGGCUCUGGCUUUGGAGGCCAACCGGCUCUUCAAACAGGAGUUUGGGGACAAAAUCGAGAGUCUGCAGGCGGAGGUGGAGCAGCUGAGGAAGCACAGGUCUAAUCUGGAGCUGGAGCUGAGGAAAGAGCGAGAGCGAAGGAGUGAGCAUCAUCUCGAAGCCGCGUCCGGACAGUCCAGCUCUACUCGGAGGGAGAGGAGACUCCCAGAAAACAUACCAAAACGUGUCCCAGAAUCCCCAUCUGUCAAAAGGGAGAGCGACCAGUUAAACGCAGGAUCAGAGGACAAAACAAGUCUGAGCUCCAGCGUGUCCUCGAAGUCACAACAUGAAGACGAACAGGAUGAUUCCUUCGUGGAGAUCAGUCCGCCUUCCGUCUGUACGUUGUGUGAACAGGACGACUCCCUCCUGAAGACAAAGAAACAGUGUAAGAACUGCAGCGGUGUUUUCUGUGAGAGCUGCGUGUCCAACGAGCUGCCGCUGCCUUCCUCCAUCCUCCCAGAGACGGUGUGCACCGCCUGCUUCUCUCUGUUACUCCAACAGUACGCUUCAACGCCAACAUGAAACCACUCCGCAUUUUACUACAAUAACACACGCGGAAAACCAACCAGAGGCAUUCAGUUUGUAGAACUGGCACUGAGAAAAUGCACUUUUUUGACUUUGUGACUCGAGAGAUCUGGUGGAGUCCUGCGAGUUCUGGACUUGCGAUAUUUUAGUUAGUUUAGGUUAAAGAUGUCCAACGUUUCCCACUGAGAGCCGUCUGGAUGCAGGUUUUCAAACGCUGGUGUUGCCGUAAUUCUUUCUUUCUGGCUGAAAAUGUGUGUUUAGCUGCUUUGGUGAAAACUUGCAUUUAAAAAAAAGCUGUACAAAUGGCAGCUUAUGGCUUAAAAAAACAACUUGAAUCAUCUCAUGCAUUUAAAAAAAAACAAAAAACAGACUUUGCACAAUGUCCACUAAGUGGAUUAUUGAUUAAAAGGGUCUACUGAACAUAUAUUUUUUAAAUGAUUUAGUUUUAAAAGAUGAAAAAGGAAAAACUGGACAACUGUGCUGCAUUAUAACACAGCUAUUACUCUAUAUAUGAUGUAUUAUUUCACUCAGGUGAAGCAUGAAUUUACACUUUCCUUCUCAAAGUGGAUUCUGAUUCAUGCUGAUGCUGACAAAAUCAUAUCUCAAAACACUUUUGACCAAAUAUUAUAUUAUGCUAUGAUAUUUAACAUGCGUUAGCAAUUUGUGAAGGACUGUACGUGCUGUCAAAAAGCUUUUUAUGCACUCUAAAAUGGAAGUAAACCAUCAUAAAUACACAUAUACAGUAGUGAUACUAGUACUCUAAUGAGAAAAAACUGUAAUGCAGAAUUUAAGACCAGAAAAAUACAAAUAUUUGAGUUGAAUCACAAUGUUUUGAACGCAGACUGCUGGAGUUUUUCUAAUCUAUUACCAUGAUAUCAAUAUUUGAUGGACGUAUCAUUCAGCUUCGGUGUUCAGACUGUAGAAGAGAGUUGAAUUAUAGCACUUAUUCUCUGUAUUAAGUUAGAUAAGAAGAUUGAUACCACUCUUAAUGUCUGUCCGUUAAAUAUGAAGCUACAGCCAGCAGCUGGUUAUUUUAGCUUAGCACAAAGACUGGAAACGGGGGAAACUGUAGCAUGUACCUACCAGCAUCUCUAAAGCUCACUGGUUAACAUGUUAUAUCAUGUUUGUUUAAUCCGUACAAACAUCAACAAAGGUGGAGGAAUAUUUUUAAACUGGGAUUUUUUUUUUUGGGGUGUUGAAUGUGUUAAUUAGUGAGAUUAGAGGUGUAGUGGGAGGUAAAUUGUGUUACCUCUGAGUGUAGCUUCACAUACUCACAGAUAGGGGGUUUUUUUUGUUGUUUUUUUGUGGGCAAAAAUCAUCAUCAUCAUCAUCAUCAUCAGCAGUCUGAGUGUUUGCUUUUUGCACAUAACAAAUAAAAAAAAAACUUUUUAUCUGAGAGUUAUGUUAAGAUAAUGAUAAAUAUUUGAGCCGUGCUCACGCUGUAGCUUCAUAUUUACCGUACAGAUAAAAAGAGUGAUAUGGAUCUCUGAAAAUAAGAGCAUGUACUGAAAAUAUCAGACUACAACGCUAAGUAUUCUGGGUAAAAUCUAUCUUAACUCUAGCUGUUGUGUUCAGUUUUAUAUUAGACUAUUUGACAAAGAAUAUUUUGUCACAUCAGAGUCUGGUUGAUCUUGAAACAGUGCAGCAUUUCAAUUCUAAACAUUCAGAUAUUUAGAUUCUAGUCUUUUCUCUGGAUAAUCUUUUUUUUUUUUUUCUGAGCGUCUUAUCAUAUUAUGGCACUUUUUAAAUGCAUGGCUCGCUGCCUGGCUGGUUUGAAGUGGACACUCGUCCGUGCAUCUUUAUAACAGCUGUUUUUAUGUUUUGAUUUAUAUGGAGAAUAAUUAGAAGCUCAGUAAAUCUGGUUUAGUGGUUCUUGUUGAAGCUGAUUAACACGCUCGAUGGAAACGCUUCUUAGAUUGACAAUAAACUUUUAUUGAAUGUUA
This is a messenger RNA of Anoplopoma fimbria (sablefish), 4008 nucleotides long. It is a transcript of the gene rufy3, whose product is annotated as RUN and FYVE domain containing 3. The record is from RefSeq and is a predicted model, not a curated record. Lineage: Eukaryota; Metazoa; Chordata; Actinopteri; Perciformes; Anoplopomatidae. Gene Ontology annotation, cellular component: cytoplasm. Bases 62 to 2062 code for a protein of 666 amino acids. The transcript is spliced from 18 exons. Gene Ontology annotation, biological process: regulation of axonogenesis. Gene Ontology annotation, molecular function: metal ion binding.